AUGGCUGUGAAUGUUUAUAACACCAAUAUUAACUCCGAGAAUUUGAGCAGGCACGAGUUGUUAGCUUGGGUGAAUAAUUAUUUGCCCACCAAGUACGUUAAAAUUGAAGAGCUAUGUUCUGGUGCAGCAUAUUGUCAAUUCAUGGACAUUCUUUUUCCUGGCUGUCUUUGUCUGAAGAAAGUAAAGUUUAAUUCUACUCUGGAACGGGAAUACGUGCAGAAUUUUAAAAUUCUUCAGAGCUCGUUCAAUAAAUUAAAUAUUGACAAGAUGGUUGAAAUUGAUAGGUUGGUAAAAGGAAAAUUUCAAGAUAAUUUUGAAUUUUUACAGUGGUUUAAAAAGUUUUUUGAGGCCAAUUACAAAGCUCAAAACAAAGACGAACUGAAAGAUGAAGCUCUCGCCAGCGGUCCGAGUGUCAACUCUUCUGAAAGUUUGCACGACUCGGAGAAAAAUAAUAAAGCUUCAAAGCAUUUAGUGUCAGGAAAUAAUCAAGCCUCUGGCAAGAUUCAUGGGAAAAGGAAUCCUGUGUCCCAAUCUUACACGUCAGUGGCCAGUAAAGAUUCUGCACAACUUGUUUUCCAGAUGGAAGAAAUUGAGAAGCUCAACACUAAAAUAAGCGAACUUACAAGUCAAGCAAACGAUUUUGAAAAAGAAAGAGAUUUUUAUUACAAAAAGUUACGUGAUAUUGAAGAUGUGUGCCAAGAAGGUGAUAAUGAACAGGAUCCAGUCAUACAAAAAAUUCUAGAGGUUCUGUACUCAGUAGAUGAUGGAUUUGCACCACCUACUGAUGAGGAAAAAAUAUCUGGUUCAGAGGAGUAUUGA
This is a messenger RNA of Gryllus bimaculatus (two-spotted cricket), 819 nucleotides long. Lineage: Eukaryota; Metazoa; Arthropoda; Insecta; Orthoptera; Gryllidae. The record is from the annotation of a GenBank genome assembly.